This is a messenger RNA of Leptosia nina, 249 nucleotides long. Lineage: Eukaryota; Metazoa; Arthropoda; Insecta; Lepidoptera; Pieridae. The record is from the annotation of a GenBank genome assembly.
AUGACAGAAACGCUUAUCACUCUGUCCACCCACCCAUUGUUGCGCCGGUUGCAGAAGGACCACCGGUCAAAAAAGACUGGCCCACUAAAACCUGAUGCCAUAUGUUUCAAUACACCACCAACGCCGGGCCCCGCUUGGUGGUGGGACGGCCACUGCUACUACGAGUACGUUGACGAUCCUCCAACGAGAAAAAGUAGAGGUCAAGUUCAGUCUGACCGCCAUAUACCUACUUGCCCUCCAAAAAAAUAG